Molecule: messenger RNA, 9585 nt
Organism: Eimeria acervulina
Lineage: Eukaryota; Apicomplexa; Conoidasida; Eucoccidiorida; Eimeriidae
Product: NEK kinase, putative
Exons: 10
Coding region: 1-9585 (3194 amino acids)
Biological process (GO): protein phosphorylation
Molecular function (GO): protein kinase activity; ATP binding
Source: RefSeq, a predicted model, not a curated record
AUGCAACAGCAGCAAAAGAGGCAGCAGCAGCAGCAAAUAUUAAGAAGUGAUGUUGUUCGUUCUGCUGCUGUUGCUGCUGUUGCUGCUGCUGCUGCUGCAGGUGCUCCUCUUCCCUUGUCUGCAGCAGCGGUUGAGCCGGCGGCCGCGGCGGCGGCUGCUGCUGCCGCCGCAGCAGCAGCAGCAACACAAGCAUCACAAGACCCCGAAUCCUUUAUACACCCCACACCCCAAGCAGAACAAGCAUUUCCUCAGGAAGUAGAAGCAGACAAGUCAGCAGCAGCAGCAGCCGCAGCCGCAGCAGCAGCAGCAGCAGCAGCAACAGCAACAGCACCAGCAGCGGCUUCGGAAGAGUCGGCAACACCAUCAAUCAUAUCAGCAGCAGGACCAUCAGCAGCAGCAAAAACAUUAUCUCCAGCAGGAGCAGCAGCAGUAACAGUUGCUGCAUCGGAACCGGCCUCACCAGCAGCAGGAGCGGGUGCAGCAGCAUCAUCAGCAGCAGCAACAGCAGCAGCAGCAGCAACUCUAAGACACGAAGAAGCACACCCAACAGGCUUCGCCUUGCCCCCUUGGCUGUCUUGCUGCGUCAAUAGUCUUAUCUCUUUGUUUUCUUCGAUACAACAGGGGGGAAGAGCCACAGACACAAGACACCGAAGCCAGCAACAAACAGUAGCAGCAGUGCCCUGUAGACCUGCAGCAGCAGCAACAGCAGCAGUAGCAGCAACCGCAGCAGCAACAGCAGCAGCAACAGCAGCAGUAGCAGCAGCAGCAGCAGCAGCAACAAUAGCAACAGCAACAGCAGCAGCAGCAGCAGACGCUACUGCAGCAACAAAAGCUGCAGCUACAGCGACGCAGCCGCAAGGAUUAGAAGCAGCAGCAGGAACAACAGCAGCAGCGCCACAAGAACAGCAGCAGCAGCAAAGGCAUCUCCCUGUGUGCCCUCAACAGCAGCACCGGUGCAGCCUCCGCAGCAGCAGUAGUAGCAGCACCAGGAAAACAACAGCAGCAGCAACAGCAAUAGCAGCAAUAGAAACAUCUCCUAGCAGCAGCAGCAGCAGCAGCAGCAAAAUGCUGACCCUACAGCUCCCCCCCAGGGACAGCAGCGUCGACUUUACUCCACAUGGAUAUGAAAUCAUAGCUUUCGUUGGGCGGGGCCAGUUUGGCGUGGCAUACAAAGUGCGUCGUUUGUUGGACUCGAGCGAAUGGCUGGCGAAGCAAAUAGAUUUAAGUUGUUUAGAUGAAAGAGACAGAAAACUUAGUCUUCAAGAGGCAGAGCUAAUGAAGCGUCUCCGGCACCCUUUUGUUGUUCGUUGUGUUGAAUCUUUUGUAAUAUUAAAUACAUUUUUAGUUAUUGUUAUGGAGUAUUGCUCUGGAGGAGAUCUAACAGCAUUUCUGCAGCAGAGACGGGGGCCCCCUAGGGUACCGAGAGGGGGGCCCCCCUCUUUGGGGGCCCCUCGUUGUGGGGGGGAGAGGGAAGAGUCUACUGCUGCUGCUACUGCUGCUGCUGCUGCUGCAGGAGCAGCAGCAGAAGGCGUCGAACUUCUAGAGGAGCAGCAAAUCUUAGAGUGGCUGCUGCAGCUGCUGCUGGGCUUAGAGUAUGUACACUCGCAACGGGUGCUACACCGAGACCUGAAACCAAGCAACAUUCUGCUGUCUCCUGUCUUCUGUGACGAGACAGAGACUAGAAGCUGCUGCGCUCGCAGCAGCAGCAGGAGCAGGAGCAGGAGCAGCAGCAGGAGCAGCAGCAGGAGCAGCAGGAAGUGUGGGGCUAGUUGCUGCUGCGGUGCAGCACAGAAGGUGUCUCUAAAGAUAGGAGACUUCGGCAUAAGCAAAGUAAUGUCUGCAACAUUAGGUGUAGCAACAACAGCUGUAGGUACACCCCAAUAUAUGUCUCCUGAAAUGUUAGAGUCGCGGCCGUACACUGUAAAGAGCGAUGUAUGGGCUUUAGGCUGUGUGUUAUAUGAGCUGUGCACCUAUAGAAAUGCAUUUGCCGCAGACUCUUUUAUUGCACUUGUAUGGAUGAUAGCAUUUGCUCCUAUUGAGCCUAUUAGCACUGUAUAUACACCUCAUCUCUCCCGCCUACUUGCAUCUAUGCUAGAGAAGGACCCAGCAAGGAGACCCACCCCUACCUGUCUCCUUAGAGACCCCUUCUUACAGGCCUUUGCUAACAGACACGCACGCCCCCCCUGUCUCCCCCUCCCUGCACACCAAAACCACCAGCAGCACCAGCAGCAGCAGCAGCAGCAGCAGCAGCAAAAGCAAAAGCAGCAAAAGAGCCCGAGGGGACAGCAGCAACUGCGGCAACCCCAAAACAACCGCCAACACCAACCCGUAACACGCGGAGACACUCAACGCGAACAACAUGCUGUAGAGGCCUUUGACUUGCUGCUGGAGAGGGACAGACAGCAGCAGCAGCAGCUGCAGCAGCAAGAGCAGCAGCAGCAGCAGCAGAGAGAUGAGACACCCAACAUGCGCAGAAGCACACGAAGCCCUUCUUUUGCUGUUUUCACCGAUGAAUAUCUCCAAGUCAUCCUCGCAAGAAUUGCAGAGAGGCUUACCGAUCGGUGUUCUGCUUUGCUGCUGCUGCAACAAGCUUGGCAGCAAACUGCUUCGUUCGAACCAGAAGAGGGAAGCGACGCGCAUGCAUGCUGUGCUGCUGCCGCUGCCGCCGCUGCCGCUGCUGCCGCUGCUGCUGGCAGUACGAAGCUGCAGCAACAACACGAAGAGGCAGCAGAGAUGGUUGCUGCUGCAAGCGAGGGGCUGACGUCAGAAGAAGAAGCCACGCUGCUCGCAAGAAAACUGACGCUUACCUGGUUGGAGGCCUUUGUUGAUUUGGCUGCUGCUGAUGUCUCGCACGUUGAGGUUGGCAUUGCGCUGCAGCAACUGCAGACGCAGUGCCCGUCCCCAGUGAUGACUGCAGGGUUCUUCUUCAGUCGGGUGAUGCUGGAGAGAUACGAAGCUUACGAAGAGGCUCUCCGUUGGGCCGUUCAGGUCGUGGACUCCGCAACAGCCCCUGGAGACCUGCAGCAGCAGCAGCAGCAGCAACGGCAGCAGCAGCAGCAGGGAGGGCACGGAGAAGCUAUCUCGCCGAAGCUAAGAGGCAGCGCGGCUCUCGAGGCGGCCUUUGCACUCUUCGCGCGUCAGAACGCCCAGGGUAUCAGCAGGUCAGCAUUGGCUGCUGCUUGUCCUGCUGCUGCUGCUGCUUCUGCUGCUGCUGUGGCUGCUGCUGCUACUGGAGUUGUGGGGAACAUGUUUGGUCUUCUGAGGCAGCACUUUCGCACAGUGCUGCACGUAUGUCUGCCUUCGCUUCCAUCUUUGCUGCUGGAUAAGGCCUAUCAACUGGCGCCUAAAGAUAAGGCUGGGAACGUGAGGUUUAGUCUGUGGCUGCAGCGGUUGUCCCUCGAGAGGCAGCCAGAAGACACAGCAGAAGCAGCAGCAGCAAUACCUACCUCCCGUACAGUUGUUGCUGCUUCUUCUGCUGCUUCCACAAACAAAAAUGCUUCUGUAGCUGCGCCUGCAGCAGCAGCAGCAGCAGCAGCAGCUUCUGCUGCUGCUGCUGCUGUGGCUGACCAAUUGCAGCCGGGUGGGGACUCGAACGUCGGAACCAGCCCAGCAGCAGCAGCAGCAGCAGAAACACUGAAUGCAGCAAGUAGCGCAACAGCAACAGCAGAGACACCGCAAGAGCCUUCAGCAGCAGUAACAGCAACAGCGGGAACAGCACAAACUGCUGCAGCAGCAGAGGCACCACAGCAGAGCGAAACACUCCCUGGGGCCCCCUCGAAGCCAAUAGCCUUCUUGACAAGAGAGUUGCAGCAACAGCAGCAGCAACAACAGCAGCAACAGCAGCAGCAACAGCAACAGCAGCAGCAACAGCAGCAGCAGCAGCAACACCAUGGGGACCAGCACCAGCUUCGGUAUGAAAAGGCGGAGCAUGAGAAGCAGCCGCAUCAGCAGCAGCAGCAGGAAUAUGUGGAGCAGGGGACCCAGGAGCAGCAGCUGCAGCAGCAGCAGCAGCAGCAUUUGCAGCCGGAGAGGGGACAGAAAGAGCAGCAGCACGAAACUAGAGGCCGUAUCCACCCUAUUGAGACCCCACCGCCACUUCAUCUCGUCUCUCCCUGUAUUGACAGCAGCAGCAGCAACACCUGCACCAGUAGCAGCCGCUGGUGCCGCAGCAGUAACAGCAGCAGCAGCAGCAGCUGCUGCUGCUGCAAAGGCAGCAGUUGCAGCGGAGCUAGCCUUGGGGCCGCAUGGCUUGAAGAGAAGUCUUCGUUCCUAUCCCCCAAGAACAACGAAGGCAGCAACAGCAGCAGCAACGGCAGCAGCAGCAACAGCAGCAGUAGCAACAGCAGCAGCAACAGCAGCAACAGCAGCAGCACUAACAACAACGACAAUAACGACAAUUUUAGCAGCAGCAGCAGUAGCAGCAACAGCAAAUCCUCACAAGAGGUUGUGCUGCCACAGGCCAAGGAAUCUUCGCUGCAGCAGAUGCAGCAGCUGCAACGCAGACUGAAACAGCAGCAGCAGGAGCUACAAGAACAACAAGAACAGCAGCAGCAGCAGCAGCUACACCUGCUGCUGCUGAACACUACCCCUGAGCAAACACCUGAAGUUGAGCGUAUGCAUUCCCCAGCAGCAGCAGCAGCUGCUGCUGCUGCGUCUGCUACUGCUGCACCAGCUUCUGCUGCUGCCCCUGCUGCUGCAAAGUGCAGCCCGUUCCUUUUACGCCGUCCUUCUGAUUCUCCUUUUUGUGCUGCUCCCGUUGCUGCUGCUGCCUCUCCUUGCUGCUGUUUGCAUGUACUGCAGCAAAAACCGGCAGUCACAGCAGCAAUCCCCGGAGGCCGAAGCAGCAGCGAAGUGGAGCAGCAGCAGCAGCAGCAACAGCAGCAGCAGGCGGAACAGCAGACACCAGAGCUUCCCCAGCAAACAGCUGUAGCAUUUCCAGAACAUUCAGAGCAGAGUUUAGAAGCAGAAGUGGGGACAGGCACUGUCCCUGCUGCUGCUGCUGCUGAUGAUGAUGAUGAUGCUACUAGUGCGGGUGUUGCUGCUGCUGAGGCUGCAGCGCUGGCGUGUUCCCCCGAAAGAGCUGCCUAUACACCUCAACUCGCACAGACCCAUCUCCGUGAAGAUGCAGCGAGGGCUGAGCCUGCUGCGGCCUGUGUUUCUGCUGCUCCUACGGGUGCUGCUGCUGCUGGUGCUGCUGCUGCUCCUAUUGCUGCUACUGCUGCUGCUGUUUCGUCUAGUGUCAGUGAGACCGCACGUUUGUUUGCAGAAGGUUCACCAGCCCCCCAGCAGCAGCAUCAGCAGCAACUGCAGCAGCCACAGCAGCAGCAGCAGCAAGAGCAACUGCAGCAGGAGCAGCGACAGGUGUCAGUGAAUAUCCAGCCCCAACAGCUUGACAGCACUCUAAGCAGCAGAAGGGUGCAGCGGGGCCGCAGCAGCAGCAGUACCUGCUGUCUUCGCCAACACUGUAGCAGCAGCAGCAGCAACUACAGCAGCAUCAACUGCAGCAGCAGCAACUGCAGCAGCAUUCAAUGCAGCAGCAGCAACUGCAGCAGCAGGAGCACCACUACCCGCUUCUGCAGCAGAAGCAGCAGCAGCAGCGACAAGAGGUGCUACACGAAGGCAUGGAGACAGAGGAGAAACAGCUGCAUGCAUGUGUCUCUACCGGAAGCAAAUGAACAGCCCUUAUGCUUCUCAGGCACCGAGCAGCAGCAGCAGCUGCUGCAUCAACAGACGGAGCAGCAACAACAGCAGCAACACGAGCAGCUGCAGGGACUCACGCAAGCGCACGUUCACCAAAUGCAACAGAUAAAACAAGUGCAGCAGCAGAUGCAUCAGCAGCAGAUGCAGCAGCAGAUGCAGCAGCAGCAGCAGCAGCAGCAGCAGAUGCAGCAGCAUCAGCAGCAUCAGCAGCAGCAGCAGCAGCAGCAAUUGCCGCAGCAGACUUACCAGCUUGGGCAACAAAGGCAGCAGGCAUACAUUGCUAGCUGUGCUGGUGCUGACGCAGUUUGUGCACCAUGCGGCAGCAAAGGAAACAUUCAAUCCUGUUGCUGCUGCAGCAGCAGCUGCUGCAAUAGCAAACCAGUUGCCGGUGGCUGCUGCCACGAAGCCCGGGUUGAAGUGUCGCAGCUCAGCAUGUCGCUGCAGCAGGAAAGAAAGGGGGAGGCGCAGCAGAAGCUGCAGCAGGAGGUGCAGCAGCUGCAGCAAGAGGUGCAGCAGGAGAUGCAGCACCUGCAGCAGGAAGUGCAGCAGCAGCAGGCGCAGCAACAGCAGCAGAAGUUGCAACAGCAGAUGCAGCGAGAAAUGCAACAGGAGGCGCAGCAGCUGCAGCAGCAGGUGCAGCAAGAUGUGCAGCAAAUGCAGCAGCUGCAGCCACCACACUUCUUUGGAGAUGCUUCCGUCUUCUCUAUACCGCACUGCGCGUGCCUGCCCCUGGGGCAUCAACAGCAACACGGGCAGCUGCAGCAGUACCACCAGCAGCAACAGCAGCAACAGCAGCAGCAACAGCAGCAGGAACGGCACCGCCAGUACAUGCUCCUGCAGCAAGGGCUGCUCGUGCAGCAGCUGAAGCAUCCGUCGCACCAUCAUGCAUUUGGAAUUGAGACAGGUGAAAGCACCCCAGUUUCUCUUGCUGCUGCUGCCGGUGCUGCUGCUGGUGCUGCUGCUGCUGGUGCUGCUGCUGCAGGCGGGAAGCACCUGCCUCACGGGGAAGCAUGGAGCUGCUGCUGCAGCACAACAGCCAGCAGCGGUGUCAGAGGAAGGCCUUCGACUCCUCUCAGUGCCUGCAGCAAACUGGCGCAUGUCUCUUCUCCUGAAACAGUUUGCUGCUCUCCCCAGCUCGUCAGGAGGUGCAGCAGCAGCAGCAGCAGCUGCAACUGCAACUGCGAACAAGGAAAGGUCAGGUGUCUCUCUCACCAAAGCUGCACCCCGCGUUCUCCUCUGGUCGAAGGCCAGGCAGAGUCUGCUGCAGCUGCUGCAGCAACCGUAGCAGCAGCUGCUGCUGCUGUUGCUGAGCUUCCGGUGGUGCAGCGGCUGCUGCAGCAGCUGCAAGCGGAGAGGCUAGCCUGCUGCAGUGCAGCAACAGACCUAAGUGAUGAUUCCUUACUUUGGUAUCGUGAGACCCAAGCUGUAACCCGAGGCAUUCUGGCUUCGAUUGCUGCAGCAGCAGCAGCAGCAGCAGCAGCAGCAGGAACUACGGGCGCUGCUGCACCAGCAGCACCGUCUGCUGCAGCAGCCGCUGCUGCAGCAAUGAAUAAUGUAGACAACUCGAACCAGCAACAGCAGAAAAUACUCUUCACAGAAUGGGCAGCUGAAGCAGAAGUGCUGCAAGCAGCAGCAACACAGCAGCUUGCCGUCCUGCGAGCACGACAGCAGCAGCACCACCACCGCCAGCCUCCUCAGCAGCAGCAGCAGCAGCAGCAGCAGCAGUCCCCAUCCGCCCUUCGGGGGUGCGAACAGGUUAAAGGAAAGGCCAGAGAAGAUGCAGCAGCAGAAGGCAGCAGCGAGGUUUCCUGCUCAAGUGCAGCAGCAGCAGCAACAGCAACAGCAGCAGAAAACGUAUCUGUUGCUUUGCAGCUUGAGGAGUUGUAUUUGUCUAUCAAUGACUCUAUACAAACACGCGUUGUUGCUGCAGCAAAAUGCCUCAUCCCUUUCUGCCCUGAUGCUGAGGUGUACGUACACCUAACGCUGCUGCGGGAGCAGCUAACUCGCGAAAUAGCGGUGGGGCUUCGAAUGGCAACAGCAGCAGCAACAGCAACAGCAGCAACACAAGCAGCGCCUUCAGCGACUGCUGCUUCAGCAGCAGCAGCAGCAGCGGCUGCUGCAGCAGAACGCGAGGACAUGCGGUGCUUGUUGCAUGUGGUAGCAGAGAAGCGGCAGCUGCUGCAGCAGCUGCAGCUGCUGCUGCAGCGGCAAGGAGGAGCGAAGCAGCAGCUGCUGCUGCAGCAGAACCCUGCCCUGCAGCGGCUUGCUGCUAUGGAAGAGGCCCUGUGGGGCGGGAGAGGAGUCAGCAAGACGAGCUGGCUGUUUAUUGCUGCUGCUGCUUUUGCUGCUGUUGAUUGUCUUGCUGCAGAGGCGCUGCAGGAGCUCUCAGCAGCAGUUUGCUGCAUGCGAAGAAACUACGAGCUCAUGCUGCUGCAGCAACGCACAACACGACAGCAGCAGCAGCAGCAUGAUCUGCAGCAGCAAGUCGAACAAGAGCAGCAGCACCUCCGGUCGCGGAGGAAUACUGCGCCAGCUGUAGCUGCUGCGCCUACUGCUGCUGCUGCUGCUGCUGCGGGAACUCCAGCAGCAAACAGCCAGCACUUCCCUCUCCUUCCUGUCAUCUCCUUGUGCCCCAUUGCCUCGGUGCAGCAGCAGCAGCAGCAGCAACUGCAGCAACUGCAGCAGCAACUGCAUUGGCACGCUGCUUCAGAGUUCACGGCAUCGCCAACAGCAGAACCAACACCAGCAGCAGCAGCAGCAGCUGCUGCUGCUGCUGCACAGAAACACUUGCUGCUGCAAGUGCCACGCAGCUGUGGCAGCCCCUUCUGGGCUCGCAACAGCUGCUGCUGCAGCAGCAGCGGCAGAAGCAGCAUCUUCAGUAACAGCAACUGCAGCGCGAGUGCUAGCAGUGCGAGCCGGUGCAAGAGUCAAGUCAGCAGCAGCAGCAGCAGCAGCAUCAGCAGCAGCAGCAACGGGUACAGCAACAGCGGCUGCCUGCAGUCUCGGCGCAGGUGCACAAGCCCAACUGGCAGAUGGUGUGCAGCAGCAGCCUCACCCGCUGCUGCAGCAGCUGAAGCAGCAGCAGCUGCUACAGCAGCUGCUGCAGCAAAUGCUUCAGCUGGAAGUAAUGGCUUCUGCUGCAGCAGCAGGAGACACUGCUCUCUCGCCACGUCUGCGCUUUCUCCAGUCUGGCAUCAGCAAGAGCAGCAGCAGAUGCAGCAGCAGAUGCAGCAGCAAAUGCAGCAGCAGAUGCAGCAGCAGAUGCAGCAGCAGAUGCAGCAGCAGAUGCAGCAGCAGUUGCAGCAGCAACUGCUGCUACAAGGCCAGCAUCAACACAAACCCUUUGCCUGGCACCAGCCCUCGCACCACUAUAGCUUGCUGGUGCAGCCGCAACUGCAGCAGCAGCAACAGCAGCAGCAGCAGCAACAGCAGCAGCAGCAACAGCAGCAGCACAGUGCACUGCAGCACCAAGAGGGACAGUCUCCCAUGUUUAUGCGCCAUCAGGAGGAGGACGAGAAGCAGCAGCAGCAGUGGCGAGCUCAGCUGCUGCCGCUGCAGCAGCAGCAGCUGCAGCAGCAGCCGCAGCAGCAGCACCCAGACCUAACGCCAGCCUUUCAUGGCUCGGCAUUAACUUUUGCUGCUGACAAUUUUCAACAGCAGCAGCACCAACACAGGCAGCAGCUGCUGCAGCCAGUCCUGUUGCCGCCGCAGCAGCAGCAGCAACUGCAGCAGCAACUGCAGCAGCAGCAGCUGCAGCAAAUGCAGCAGCAGCAACUGCAGCAACUGCAGCAGCAGCAACUGCAUCAGCAGCAACUGCAGCAGCAGCAGCUGCAGCAGCAGCAACUGCAGCAGCAGAAGCUGCUGCGGAUGCCGCAGCACUACUAA